Selaginella moellendorffii is the source of this 489-nucleotide messenger RNA. RefSeq lists its product as uncharacterized. Bases 1 to 489 code for a protein of 162 amino acids. The record is from RefSeq and is a predicted model, not a curated record. Lineage: Eukaryota; Viridiplantae; Streptophyta; Lycopodiopsida; Selaginellales; Selaginellaceae. The transcript has a single exon.
AUGGCUUAUUUCUCCUUGUUUCUCUCGCUUCUCUUUGGGCUUUCUUCUCUAGCGGCAGCCUUUCACAGGUUUGAGGAUUCGGGCGCCUCGGCCAUCGAUUCCGCCAGAAUGAUGCUCCGGAAAUACAAUCUCCCCGAAGAGCUCUUCCCAGUUUCUUUCGUCACAUACUUUUCUUUCGACAAGGAGGAUCGCGCCUUCCACAUGAGAUUCGAGACAUUGUGCUAUGUCAAGGUGAGCGACGAGUACCUGUGGUACGGCGAGGAGGUGAACGGGAGGGUCAUGUACGGACGGAUUGAAGACUUGACCGGCGUCCAGUCAAAGGUCCUCCUCGUGUGGCUGCCGGUCAGGCAGCUCCACGUGGACGACGCGAAGAGCGGCUACGUGUACUUGGACGUGGGCCCCAUCUACAUGAAGCUGUCCGCGUCAGCAUUCCAGUCUCAGCUCCCAUGUCAUAACGACGACGCGGGCGUGUUUUCACUCGUCUCGUGA